Macrobrachium nipponense is the source of this 411-nucleotide messenger RNA. RefSeq lists its product as uncharacterized. The coding region runs from base 1 to 411 and encodes 136 amino acids. The record is from RefSeq and is a predicted model, not a curated record. The transcript has 2 exons. Lineage: Eukaryota; Metazoa; Arthropoda; Malacostraca; Decapoda; Palaemonidae.
AUGAAUGACCGGCGUUACUACUCGGUGGAGAUGAGUGAUACGACGGCGGUGAUGAUGAAUGAGAUCGUCGUAUUCAUCGCUGCCCUGUGCCCCUUCCUCUAUACCCUUCCCACUCCCCCUCGUCCGAGGACCUCCUCCCCACUCCCCCCGUCCUCCCCCUCCUCCUCCCUCCCCUCCCCUCCCCUCCCCUCUCACUCCCCUCCUACCUCUCCCUCCCUCCUCCAUCCCCUCUCCUCCUCCUCCUCCUCCUCAUCCUCCUCCUCCUCCUCCUCCUCCUCCUCCUCCUCCCUUCUGACACAGGAAAGGUUCAAGCGACAGACAGGGUGUCGUCAUUCAUAUGGCGUUGCGAUGCCAGCAUGUUCCAUGACUCAGAGCGAGAGGUCUUUCCAUGCUUGGAGUGUGAAAUUAUGA